CCCCCGUUAACCUGCAGCCCAAAAGAGCGCACCCUUCGCUCCCUCCAGUUGUUCCAUCACCAUCGUUCGACUUUCACCCGCUAUUUAAAGGGUUGUUCGCCGUUGAAGACCACUACCGGUCUCUACUCCCAACAUGGCGUCGUCGGUAACUCCAUCGGAUGCCACCCAUGAGAAAGCGAACACACAGGAUCAGUCCCAUGCUAAGAAGAAGGGAUUCUUCCACAAGCACAAGAACGAUUCGACUGACCUGGAUGAGAAACAUGCAGAGGUCCCUGUUGACAAAGCGGGGGACAAGUCAAAAUCAAAGGACGUUACGCCGGCGUCCUUCGCAAGUCUUUUCCGGUUCUCUACCAGGUUUGAGUUGUCCAUGAAUCUCCUUGGUCUCGUCGCUGCGGCUGGUGCCGGCGCUGCUCAACCGCUCAUGAGUUUGCUCUUCGGUAAUCUUACGCAGGAUUUCAUUGUUUUCCAACAAGUUGCAGGUCUUGCUGAAGCAGGAGACCCGGAUGCCAUAGCAGAGCUCCCAAAUUCUCAAAGGAGCUUCAGGCGUACCGCGGCACUCGAUGCGUCUUACCUGGUCUAUAUUGGCGUUGGCAUGUUCGUUUGUACAUUCACAUAUAUGUACAUCUGGGUCUACACGGGGGAGAUCAACGCGAAACGUCUCCGUGAACGCUACCUCCAAGCUGUGCUCCGUCAGGAUAUCGCAUACUUCGACAACGUCGGCGCCGGAGAAGUGACCACGCGUAUCCAAACGGACACUCAUUUGGUUCAGCAGGGAACUUCAGAAAAGGUUGCCCUUGUGGUUAAUUUCCUCUCCGCCUUCGUCACUGGUUUCAUUCUCGCUUACGUUCGAUCAUGGCGACUCGCACUUGCCUUGUCUUCUAUCCUUCCUUGCAUCGGUAUCAUGGGCGGUGUCAUGAACAAAUUCGUUUCUACUUACAUGCAACUCUCUUUGAAGCAUGUUGCUGAAGGAGGUACAUUGGCUGAGGAGGUUAUUUCAACAAUUCGCACAGCGCAAGCCUUCGGAACCCAAAAUAUUCUGGGUACUCUGUAUGAUGGCCAUAUCCAACUAGCUCACAAGGCUGACAUGAAGGGUGCUGCGUGGCACGGUGGAGGAUUGGCCGUGUUUUUCUUCAUCAUUUAUUCUGCUUAUGCCCUUGCUUUCAGCUUUGGUACCACGCUCAUAAAUGGAGGCCAUGCCGACGGCGGCACAGUUAUCAACGUCUUCUUAGCCAUUCUAAUCGGUUCCUUCUCUCUUGCGCUUCUCGCGCCCGAGAUGCAAGCUAUCACGCAUGCUCGUGGUGCUGCAGCCAAGCUUUAUGAGACUAUUGACCGUGUUCCUUCGAUCGACACCCAGGACCCAUCUGGUCUCAAGCCUGAGAAGGUCGAGGGUGAGAUCGUUUUCGAACACGUCAAAUUCAACUACCCAUCUCGCCCCGAUGUCAAAAUCGUAAAGGACCUGUCCAUCACCUUCCCUGCUGGCAAGACCAUUGCUCUUGUCGGUGCUUCUGGAUCUGGAAAGUCGACUGUCGUUUCGCUUGUCGAACGUUUCUACGAUCCUCUCGAAGGUGUCGUCAAAUUGGACGGCGUUGAUCUCAGGAAGCUCAACCUCAAAUGGCUCCGCUCUCAGAUUGGUCUCGUAUCUCAGGAACCGACUCUCUUCGCUACCACUAUUAAAGGCAACGUUGCUCAUGGAUUGAUAAAUACUCCUUAUGAGCAUUCGUCCGAUGAAGAGAAGAUGGCUCUCAUCAAGGAAGCUUGCAUUAAGGCAAACGCUGAUGGUUUUAUCACAAAGCUUCCUUUGGGCUACGACACUUUGGUCGGUGAGCGUGGUUUCUUGCUCUCUGGUGGCCAGAAACAACGUAUUGCUAUCGCUCGUGCUAUUGUCUCGGAUCCUCGUAUUCUGCUACUCGAUGAGGCUACUAGUGCUCUUGACACGCAAAGUGAGGGUAUCGUGCAAAACGCUUUGGACAAGGCUGCUGCAGGUCGUACCACCAUCACUAUCGCUCAUCGUCUCUCUACUAUCAAGGAUGCCGACUGCAUCUACGUCAUGGGCGGUGGAGUCGUCCUUGAAUCUGGUACUCACAAUGAACUGCUGGCCAAUCCUGAGGGUGCCUACGCUCUUCUUGUCGCAGCCCAAAAGCUCCGCGACGCACGAGAGAAGCAAGCUCAGCCUGACGGUGAUGACAGCGACACUGCCGCCAGCGACGAACACGACGAUAUAGACUCGAAGGCAGACGAAGAAGUUCCUCUCGGCCGCACUAGCACACGUCGCUCGGGCCGUUCGCUUGCCAGUGAGAUCUUGGAACAACGCAAAAAGGAGAAUGAGCAGGAUACGCGCGAUUAUAACUUGCCUUACCUGUUCAUGCGUAUGGGCAAGAUCAACAAAGCUAGCUGGAGGAAAUAUCUUGCCGGCGCGAUUGCUGCUUCUAUGACCGGUAUGGUAUACCCCGCGUUCGGUGUCGUUUAUGCCAAGGGUGUUACUGCCUUCGGUGAAGAAGACCCCCGCCACCGUCGUCAUGACGGUGAUCGCAAUGCUUUGUACUUCUUCAUCAUUGCUUUAAUCUCGGCGUGCACAAUUGGUGUCCAGAACACCAUGUUCGCUGCGUCUGCUGCAGAGUUGACGACCAAGUUGCGAUCGCUCUCUUUCCGCGCGAUCCUGAGACAAGAUGUCGAGUUCUUUGACAAGGAGGAGAACAGCACUGGUCAAUUGACUUCUACACUCAGUGACAACCCCCAAAAGAUUAAUGGUUUGGCUGGUAUUACCCUCGGCGCCAUCGUCCAAAGUGCCUCCACCCUUAUUGCUGGUUUCAUCGUUGGUCUCAUCUUCGCGUGGAAGCUCGGUCUUGUCGGUAUUGCCUGCACGCCUCUUUUGGUCUCUGCUGGUUAUAUUCGUCUGCGCGUCGUUGUCCUCAAGGAUGAGCAGAACAAGAAGGCCCACGAAGAAUCCGCUCAACUUGCUUGCGAAGCCGCCGGUUCUAUCCGUACUGUUGCCUCCCUCACCCGUGAGGAGGAUUGCUGCAGACUCUACAGCGAGUCUUUGGAAGAGCCUCUUCGUCGCUCGAAUAGGACCGCUAUGUGGAGCAAUGCUAUCUUCGCUCUGUCUCAGUCUAUGACUUUCUACGUUAUCGCUCUCGUCUUCUGGUAUGGUUCCCGACUGGUGUCCAGUUUCGAAGUCUCCACCUUCCACUUCUUCAUCGCCCUCAUGAGCACGACGUUCAGUUCUAUCCAGGCUGGAAAUGUCUUCUCCUUCGUUCCUGAUAUCUCCUCCGCGAAGAGUGCGGCAGGUGACGUCAUCAACCUCCUCGACUCUAUGCCCGAGAUCGACGCUGAGUCGACGGAAGGCAAAGUCCCUCAGAAUGUCCAGGGUCGUAUUCGAUUCGAGAAUGUUCACUUCCGCUACCCCACUCGCGCUGGCGUUCGCGUCCUCCGCGACCUCAACCUCGUCAUCGAGCCUGGUACAUAUGUCGCCCUUGUUGGCGCUUCUGGUUGCGGUAAAUCUACGACGAUCCAACUUAUCGAGCGUUUCUACGAUCCCCUACAUGGAACCAUCUACCUGGAUGAGCAACCUAUCUCAGAGCUGAAUGUUUCGGAAUACCGCAAACAUAUCGCACUGGUCUCCCAGGAACCGACACUGUAUGCCGGAACGAUUCGCUUUAACAUCCUUCUUGGUGCUACCAAGCCUGAAUCCGAAGUGACCCAAGAGGAGAUUGAAGAAGCAUGUCGCAACGCCAACAUUCUUGACUUUAUCCAGUCGUUACCCGACGGCUUCGAUACUAACGUCGGCGGUAAAGGAUCGCAGUUGUCUGGUGGUCAAAAGCAGCGUAUUGCGAUUGCACGAGCACUUCUCAGGAAUCCUAAGGUCUUGCUCUUGGAUGAGGCUACGUCUGCUCUUGAUUCGACAUCAGAGAAAGUUGUACAAGAAGCACUGGAUCGUGCAGCAAGAGGACGGACAACGCUUGCCAUUGCGCAUCGCCUGUCAACAAUUCAAAACGCUGACCGCAUGACGGCGCUGUCAGUGAAUCUGGCACUCAUGACGAGCUCCUCGCUUUGCGUGGAGGUUAUUACGAGUAUGUGCAACUACAAGCCCUUAGCAAGACUUGAUGGAUGGACUUCUUGGAUCGCUUUCUUUUCGUUUCUUCAUCGCACACAUAUUAUUAGACUCGCUCCACUCACGAUCUUGGCUUGGUCACGAUUGGUUUCUACGCCCCCCACGUUUAAUGCUUUCUCUCAUGUGUAAAUAUUGGGCUCGAGAUCACGCAUACCCUUCAUUCAUGUACGCCUCGUAGUAAAGUAGCUAGGUAGGUAGUAUUUGCGGCAUGAAUGCCCUCCUAUAUCAUAGUAAUUCGUGAUUAUAUCAGUACACUCGUUUGAGGAUUUUGAAGUUUGAACGAUGACAUUGCCUCGUACAUGUAUUUUCUCAAUAAUGCAAUUUCGCUGUU
Somion occarium is the source of this 4439-nucleotide messenger RNA. Lineage: Eukaryota; Fungi; Basidiomycota; Agaricomycetes; Polyporales; Cerrenaceae. The record is from the annotation of a GenBank genome assembly.